Messenger RNA from Ostreobium quekettii, 2472 nucleotides. Lineage: Eukaryota; Viridiplantae; Chlorophyta; Ulvophyceae; Bryopsidales; Ostreobiaceae. The record is from the annotation of a GenBank genome assembly.
AUGAGGAAUUUGAGGCUGGCGGGGCCGGCUGCCAGGGCGCUGCCCGUGGUGCUGGGCGCGAUGGCGGUCUUCGGGGUGGCCAGGAUGGGCACGGGCGUGCCGCUGUCGAUCUGGGGCCCCGUUUCCGCGGGCGUGUGGUUCGCCUACGCUGCUCUGGCGGGCUGGGACCGCCUGGGCUACGUGGAGCAGCUGGGCGUGUUGUGGGGGGCCGCCAGCGCGUAUAGUUUCGUGGCGUUCCUGCACAAGGAGACGUCUUUUCAGGGCUGGGGUGACGUGUACUUCUUUUGCGGGCCCCUGCAUGAGUACUGCACCUGUGGCUUCCGAUGGAACCUUCUUGGCUGGUGGAAGGCUGUCACUGUUUGGAACUUCUCCAUUGCCAGUGCCGUCGGCCUGCAGAAGCUUGCGCUGCAGUUAGGCCUUGGGGGACUGCUGCCCGGCGAGGAAGUUGUAACAAAAGACUCGUUCAUCAGCGUCUGUUGGCGUUUGGUGCCAUACUGGCUCAACAAUUGGGAACAGAAUUGGGGAACAGAAUGCAGUUCGAUGCUGUUUGAAGUUCCACGCUUUGCCUUGGAGCUGUUGGUGAUCCUUCCUUGCGUUCAGAUUUUGUGUUCCCGAUUGAAGAUUCUAGCAGCAGCACAGAUCAGGGUGGUUGUACCAGAACAGGAAGCAGGCAUGGUUAGCCGGGAAAACAUCGCCGCCAACGUCAUCAAAGGACAUUGGGAGGUGGAUCCAUCACAACGAAACAUGAUGAAGAGGCUGAGGUGCAACAUGCGCAUCAUGGCCUUCAUCGUCUGCCUGCUGGUCAUGGCAGGCCUCAACUCUCUGUGGGUGCCCCUGCGCCUGGAGCAGGAGUCCCUCAACCAUCCCCGCUCUGACAUGGCCAUUGAGGCAGGGCAAGCAUUGGAGUCAGGCUCCAACACCUUUGGCCUCAGGGCGCAGUGCGCCGCAUGCCCCGCUGGGUGGCCAUUCAAGGUUGCCGACGUGCCGGGCCCAGGGCCGCAAUGUAUGGACAGCGACGUGGAGUAUGUGGAGUCGCUCAAGACAGCCUACCUUGACAAGAGGCAGUGUAGGGACAUGGAGAUACUGAAGUGGUCGAUUAGGAAGCAUUCUGUGGAGCUGGGACGCAUGAGGGAUGAGGAUCAUCAGCGCAUGAUACCCCUCAUCGAGAUCGCGCUCGCCAUGAUGCGCUUUUCCUGCGAGAAGUUUUUCGUGCUGCUGACCGUCUACGUGAACUACCUGUUGUUCCGGGAGCCACCUCCCUUCGCCAGGACCCUGGUCCUGGUGAACAACGCCUUGUCCAUGAUCUUCCAGCACGUUGUGCUGUACACGUUCCCUGCCAUCUGCUGGGCGUACGGCGCUGGCGUUGUGUUCUCCACAUUUGUGUCCCUCAUAUUCUGGGCAGGCCCCCUGAUGGGCGCCUAUAGGCACUUCACCAAGGCCUUCAUGCUUACGCUCCCCAAGGACCUGUCCCCAGCCAUGCCGCACCAUGUCGAGCGGAUGGGCAACAACUGCGCGAUAUGCUGGGGCACCCUAAAAGCUGCCGCCUUCAACGGCGCACUCACCAAGUCCGCGGGAUCAGCCCUGCCGUGCGGCCAUGCCUUCCAUGCCGCCUGCCUCACCCAGUGGAUGGACCAGUGUCUCGUGCAGCAGCGGGCGCCAAAGUGCCCCAUGUGCCAAUCUGACAUCCAGUAUCGUGUCUGCGUGCGGUGGCCCUGGUCUCAAUCGCCAGCGCUGCCUGGCACUUCUGGCGCUGGCGGCGCCAAUGCCCAGGUGCGGCCUGUGACAGAUCAGGGGCCGCAGGCCGAGGCCGAAGGGGGUGAUGAGGACUUCUUGUUUGGGGAUCCCAACUUGCAGGGCCUGUUGGAUGACAUGCCGGACAUACUUGCUGAUGUGGUGGAGGACGAGGGGCAUGUGCAGAGGAUACUUGGCAGGCACGAGUUUGAUGGACUGAUCGGGGAGGACGAGUCGGGGGCAAGCGAGGGGGAGGCGAGCGAGGAGGGGGGCGAAGCGGGGGGGGAGGGAGGCGGGUGGGAUGCGUGUGAUAACGGGGUGGACCUGGCGAGCAGCCCUGAUUCGGGGGCCAGCCCCGGGCAGAGCUGCCGCACUUUGGGAGCAGGGGAAGACAGUCAGGGAGGGGACUGGGCGGGGUCUUCGGGAGGCGGUCAGGAUGGUAUAGGGAGCGAGGAUGUGGCAUCGCUGUCGGCGUCCUUCCAGCAGCUGCGCUUGAGGGAGGGCCCCUCGGUGUCGAGGAGCUGCAUGGGCUUUGGCCAGGAUGGAUUGGUGGCUUCGGGCUCAGAGCCGCAGUUGAGAAAUUCGCCUGUGGAGGGAUGCGAAGGGAGCACCACUGGGUAUGAGGGCCAUGCUGCCGGGGCCGUUUCGGGCAGUGCCCGGGCUGGGGAGGCCCACAGGCCCAUGGGGCAGGUGGUGAGCCAGCUGCCGUUGGAGAAGCCGUGGCUGGGGCCUGCCCAGUAG